Molecule: messenger RNA, 1005 nt
Organism: Hydra vulgaris (swiftwater hydra)
Lineage: Eukaryota; Metazoa; Cnidaria; Hydrozoa; Anthoathecata; Hydridae
Product: putative nuclease HARBI1
Source: RefSeq, a predicted model, not a curated record
AUGGAUUAUAAUAUAUUUAUGAAACUGGUAGACUCUAUAAGGCAUCAUAUCUCUCCAAGUCCAAGAUUUGUAAGAAAAGAUACUAUUUCUCCUGAAAAGCGUGUUGCAAUGGUUUUGUAUUAUCUAAAAGAUGAAGGCUCAUUUAGAAUGGUAGCAAAUACGUUUGAUGUUUCAAAAGCUACUUUGUCUGUGUCACUACGCUUUGUGUGUUGUGCCAUAAACUUAGAACUAGGACCAAAGUUGAUAAAAUUCCCAAAUACAAAUGAGGAAAUUAAUUUUAUGACUUACAAAUUUGAAUCUAAAUUUGGUAUUCCACUAGUUUUAGGUUGCAUUGAUAGUACUCACAUCCCAAUUCAACAACCGCAAGAAAAUUGCCAUGAUUAUUUUUGUUACAAAAUGAAAUACUCAUUAAAUUGUCAAGCAGUUUGUGAUGAAAAGGGAAGAUUCACAGAUGUGGAAGUCAGAUGGCCAGAAAGUGUCCAUGAUGCUAGAAUAUAUGCUAACAGUAAUUUAAACAAAAUGUUUGUUGAUAGAUAUUUUCCAUUAAAGUAUCAAGAGCUUGUUCCUGGGUAUUCUCCUAUUAUGCCAUUUUUGUUAGGGGAUCCUGCAUAUCCUCUGUUACCAAACCUUCUUAAAGAGUAUCCACAUUCUGAAAGUGAUAAGCAUGCACUUUUCAAUAACAUGUUGCGUUCAGCUCGUAACCAAAUUGAAUGUGCUUUUGGAAGAUUAAAAGCUCGUUGGAGAGUUCUUAAUCGCUGCAUCGAUGUUGAUUUAGAACUUACCACUUCCCUAGUCUAUACAUGUUUUGUAUUGCAUAAUUUUUGUGAAGAUAAUAAGGUUGAAAUUCAUAGUGAAUUAAUACAAGCAGAAGUAGUUGCAGAAAAAAGGUCACAAUGCUGUGACCAUCACAACAAACUUGAUAAACUUUAUACCUACAAUUCAUCACGUGGGGUGCAAACAAGAGAAGCAAUUGCUCAAUAUUUAAGAGACAAAUAUUUGAAAUGA